AUUUUAUUCUGACAACAUUAACAACAUUGAAGCUGGCAAUACUUUGAGACGAUUUCCAAUUGCUGCUCUGCUAUUUCUGCUUUGUCGUGUGGUUAAAAUUUUAUUGAUAAUAUCUGUUUUCCAUCAUUCUGAUUUCACACAAUUCCUAUAAAUAUACGGCAUUUAAGCAUUGCGGCGGGAUACAAUAUGGAAGAUCCCAAUCGUAUGAUGGCUCAUACGGGCGGUAUGAUGGCUCCGCAAGCCUAUGGAAUGCCAGGCCAGGAUGAUGGUCAAAAUACUGGUAAUGAAAAUGAAGUUCGUAAACAGAAAGAUAUUGGUGAAAUUCUGCAGCAGAUCAUGAGUAUUUCCGAGCAAUCGUUGGAUGAAGCGCAGGCAAGAAAACACACUUUAAACUGUCAUCGUAUGAAGCCGGCUUUAUUUUCAGUACUGUGUGAGAUUAAGGAGAAAACCGUCCUCUCCAUUCGCAAUACGCAAGAGGAAGAGCCACCAGAUCCACAGUUAAUGCGUUUAGAUAAUAUGCUUAUCGCUGAAGGUGUUGCCGGACCAGAAAAAGGUGGAGGCGGUGCAGCGGCUGCUUCUGCGGCAGCGGCAAGUCAAGGAUCGUCUUUGUCGAUCGAUGGUGCGGACAACGCAAUUGAGCAUUCAGAUUAUCGAGCAAAGCUGGCGCAGAUUCGUCAGAUAUAUCAUCAAGAGUUGGAGAAAUAUGAGCAAGCGUGCAAUGAAUUCACCACACAUGUUAUGAACUUACUACGAGAGCAAAGUAGGACCAGGCCAAUUACACCUAAAGAAAUUGAACGAAUGGUUCAAAUCAUUCACAAAAAAUUCAGCUCUAUACAAAUGCAGUUGAAACAAUCGACGUGUGAAGCUGUAAUGAUACUACGAUCUCGAUUCCUAGACGCUAGACGUAAGCGUCGCAAUUUUAGCAAGCAAGCUUCCGAAAUUCUCAAUGAGUAUUUCUAUAGUCACUUGAGCAACCCAUAUCCAUCUGAGGAAGCAAAAGAGGAGUUGGCGAGAAAGUGUGGAAUAACAGUUUCCCAAGUUUCCAAUUGGUUCGGUAAUAAACGCAUUCGAUACAAAAAGAACAUAGGCAAGGCACAGGAAGAGGCCAAUUUAUAUGCUGCUAAGAAGGCAGCUGGUGCUUCGCCAUAUUCAAUGGCUGGCCCGCCAAGUGGCACCACUACACCUAUGAUGUCACCAGCACCUCCACAGGAUUCUAUGGGCUACCCAAUGGGAUCAGGCGGGUACGAUCAGCAGCAGUACGAUAACAGUAUGGGGGGGUAUGACCAUACUCUACAUCAGGACCUUAGUCCUUGAGGCGGUUUAACAUACCACAAUUCACAUGUAUACGAGCAAAAGUGAACAUUAAAAUUCACUUGUGAAAUAUAUUAAGAAACAUAUUUUUAAUAAUAAAAUGAAAACGAUAUAUGUUUUGUCAAAAUCUUAAAAUUAACUGUAGUUAAUUUUCAUUAAAAUAUUCAAUAUUUCUACUAUACACACAAAUCAUAUAAAAUUAUAUAUUUUUUUAUCCUUUUGAUUACAACAUAAUUUUCAAUUUCCUAAUCAAUAUCAUUUCAAGUUCAUUUCCCUAGAAGUUGUUUAAUUACGAGCUUUAAAAGCAUAACACUUUAUUUUGAAAUGUUCAUUUUUGCUCCGUAAUGUGUAUACGCAAUUAACAAUAAUGUAUACGUAAUAUUGCAUACUAUAAUAUGUAGGCAUCUAUAUAUAUAAUUUGAUUAAGUGUAACAAUCUUUUAUUGAAAUGAAAAUCCGUAUACGAAACUUUAGAUAUAAAUAUUAACAUCAUAGUAAUAAAAAAAAAUAUAUGUGCAAAUCCAGAAGCAGCUAUCAAAACCUACAAUUUUAGAUGUACGGUAACAGCUAACUAUAGAGUGCAAAAUCGACGAUGUAUGUAGGUGUGCAUAAAAUAUGAAUGCUUUGCCAAACCCAAAUUUACGAUACUUAUAUUUUUAUUUUCGGCACUACCUUUUAACUGACAAUGCAUCUCAAGAGAGUUACAUUAAAAAUUAUACAAGCUAAAGCAUAAAUCUCAAUAUGAGCACAAUUACUUAUCUACUACCUAUGUACGUAACUAUUGUACUUUUGGCCAACAUUCUUCAAGUAUUUAAUAGAAAGUAUUGUAACGAGUUCUCUAAUAUAACUAAAAACAUUACCUUCAAUUUAUAAUGUGUAAUUAUUUUAAAUUAAUAAAGUACAUAAAAAUGUGGCAAACAA
This is a messenger RNA of Zeugodacus cucurbitae (melon fly), 2231 nucleotides long. It is a transcript of the gene exd, whose product is annotated as homeobox protein extradenticle. Gene Ontology annotation, molecular function: RNA polymerase II cis-regulatory region sequence-specific DNA binding; DNA-binding transcription factor activity, RNA polymerase II-specific. The transcript is spliced from 7 exons. Gene Ontology annotation, cellular component: nucleus. Bases 187 to 1314 code for a protein of 375 amino acids. NCBI's taxonomy places the organism in Eukaryota, Metazoa, Arthropoda, Insecta, Diptera, Tephritidae. The record is from RefSeq and is a predicted model, not a curated record. Gene Ontology annotation, biological process: regulation of transcription by RNA polymerase II; embryonic organ development; animal organ morphogenesis.